This is a messenger RNA of Paramecium sonneborni, 453 nucleotides long. The record is from the annotation of a GenBank genome assembly. Lineage: Eukaryota; Ciliophora; Oligohymenophorea; Peniculida; Parameciidae.
AUGAAAAAUUAUUAAGAGAAAGAGAAUCUAAAGGCAUGGUAAUUAUGGGUCAUUACUUAGAAUUAUAUAUAAAUAUAAGCAUGUUAUUAAUCUGAAGAUAGAAUAAAUUAUCUUAUAACUCAAAUAGCAGCCCUUAAUAAUUUAAUUAAAUCUAAAGUUGUAAAAUAGAAAAAAAAAGGAUAAGGAUCAAAAACGAAGAAGAAGUUUGCAAAAUCUUGGACUACUAAAAUCUUUCGUAGAAGAUUCAGAAAAGUAAAUAAAAAAAUUGAAUAAGUUGAAACAUAUGAAAAAAUGAUAACAGAAAUGAUACCAUAAAUAAAAAUAUUAAAACUAGUCAAAAUUAAAUUUACAAUUAACCCAAAAUUAUUCUCAAAACUUAAUUAUAGGAUUCCAGUAAAUAAUUUUUAAAAGAGCUAGAAGGAAGAAUAAAAAAAAUAAUAAAAAUUAGACUGA